AUUUACGCCGGCGCCUGGUCAAAAGGUAUGCGUCAGGGCUUAGGUGUUCGCAAAUCCGCUCCUUGGGGUCUGGCAGCAGAGCAUCACAGCACAGUGCGGGCUGCUCAAUCCCAGAGCAGCUUGCCUUCUACACACGACUCCGACCGUGGUGGUUGGCGAGGUCCUGGAAGCUCUGGUGGUUCUGCCGGCUCUGUUGACCAUAUCCAUGGUGGACGGUUUGAAACCUUCCGCUCGGGAUUCGUGCUCAAGGCCACCUCAUACCCUCCUGGCUCCACACCUCCACCCUCUCGUUCUCAAUCUGCCACCCCCUUUCGAUCCUCCUCCAACGACAGACGCACCUCUCUCAAACAGUUCCUACUGCGCAAACUGCGGAAACCCAAAUCCACCGGUGAUUUAAGCAGCGUAGGUCCCCAUACCAUUGGGGGACCUGGCUCUGCUGGCUCUGGUCGAUUCGGUGGAAUACAUGGGCCUCGUGCCGGUGGUUCCUUACGCUCAAACAUCAGUGGCGCCACAGGAAACUCUAUGUUCGUGGAGCACCAAAGUCGAGUUGACAGUGCCGGAAUUGGUGCGACAGACAGCCUGGACGAACCACUGGGGCCAAACGUGACAGAGACUUACAGUGGUCAAUGGAAUGAAGAUCGAAGAUCUGGCUACGGUGUGGCCGAGAGAUCGGAUGGUCUCCGCUACGAAGGGGAGUGGUUUAACAAUAAGAAGGAUGGUUACGGAGUUACCUAUCAUCCAGACGGAAGUCGAGAAGAGGGCCGCUACAAAGAGAACAUAAUUGUUCAGCCACUGAUGAAGAGGACCAAGCUUUACCUCCUCAGGCAUUCAAAGUUAAAGGAUAAUGUGGAAGAGGCUGUGAGGAAAGCCCGAGAAGCUCAAACUGCCCGGAGUGUUGCCAAGACUGCCGAACUUAGAGCGGAGGAGGCAAAGAAUAUUUCGGAUCAGGCGCGCGCGAUCGCCACAGAAUUCGCUUCCGAUUUCAUUCAAAUGGGGGUGCAAUGGGAGAGGAGCAAUCCCUUUGCCCACAUGAUCACUCGCAGUGGAACCCCUUCGACCACCGCACAGGUCGCCUCUAAUGGGGUGACCAUGAGGUUGGCAAACACCAACAACCUCUUCGUCAACAGCCUUGAGGUGAGCGGCGGCAACCGACGCGGCAGUUUUCGGUCUAGUUUUAAACGCAGCACCAGCGGCACUCUUAACGAAAGCAAUUUGGACGGACCCAAACCAGGUGAAGAAAUCAAACCACAGGAGGCACAGGGCGAAAAUCCUAUCAUCAUCGCUUACCGCCUCGUCGACUUAUUUAGUGGGGGCGCUAGUCGGAAUAUGGGGAGAUCAAGCGCACCAAUCGCAUUUUGGCAAGACUUUGUGAUUAAAUUGGCACGUCAACCGUUCGAACCCCCAAGCGUCAAUAGACGCGUCAUCGUAGCCCGAAAGCCGAAGCGUAGGUACGAGGGCACGGCAAUGAACAAGAGCAGGUCUUAG
Molecule: messenger RNA, 1485 nt
Organism: Hydatigera taeniaeformis
Lineage: Eukaryota; Metazoa; Platyhelminthes; Cestoda; Cyclophyllidea; Taeniidae
Source: the annotation of a GenBank genome assembly